Molecule: messenger RNA, 570 nt
Organism: Vigna umbellata (rice bean)
Lineage: Eukaryota; Viridiplantae; Streptophyta; Magnoliopsida; Fabales; Fabaceae
Source: RefSeq, a predicted model, not a curated record
AUGGAGAUUUUCAAGAAAUGGGAGAUUAACAUACCCUUCUCUGAAGCUUUGCAACAAAUGUCUUCAUAUGCUAAAUUUUUGAAGGAAUUCCUUACUAAGAAAAGGAAAUACAUUGAAGAGGAAACCAUUGUAGUACAAGGAAACUGCAGUGCUAUCAUACAAAAGCUUUUACCUCCCAAGUUAAAAGAUCUAGGAAGUUUCACCAUUCCUUGCACUAUAGGAAAUAUAUCUGUUGGAAGGGCAUUAAUUGAUUUGGGAGUCAGUAUUAAUCUAAUGUCGCUCUCUAUGUUUAAGAAGAUUGAAGGUUUGGAACUCAAGCCUACUCGAAUGACUCUUCAACUAGCAGAUAGAUCUCUGAAAUAUCCUUAUGGGGUAGUUGAAGACGUGCUUGUGAAGUUGUCAUCAGAUGUGAAUGUGCCUCUCAUUCUUGGGAGACCAUUUAUGAAGACUGCAAGAGUCUUAAUUGAUGUGGAGAAUGGCAAGCUUAAAGUAAGAGUUCAAGAUGAAGAAGUGAAUUUUGAUGUGUUUGAAGCCAUGUCACAUCCCAAGGAUGAUAAAGCAUAUUUCUAG